This is a messenger RNA of Cooperia oncophora, 912 nucleotides long. The record is from the annotation of a GenBank genome assembly. NCBI's taxonomy places the organism in Eukaryota, Metazoa, Nematoda, Chromadorea, Rhabditida, Trichostrongylidae.
AUGCGAAUUAUCCACGGGAAUGGUUAUUCAGAUGAAGAUAAACGGGCUCAUAUUCGACUAGUCUAUCAAAAUGUCUUCAUGGCCAUACAAUCAAUGAUUCGCGCUAUGGACACACUCGGCAUCGAAUUCGGUGAUCCUUCAGAAGAGUUACAAGAGAAGGCUGCAGUCGUACGAGCUGUGGAUUUCGAAAGUGUGACUUCAUUUGAAGAACCAUAUGUUUCCUAUAUAAAGGAACUAUGGGAGGACAGCGGCAUCCAAGAAUGCUACGAUCGUCGACGUGAAUACCAGCUCACUGAUUCUGCCAAAUAUUAUUUGUCUGAUCUUCGACGAUUAGCAGUGCCGGACUAUUUGCCGACAGAACAAGAUAUUCUGCGGGUUCGAGUGCCCACGACCGGUAUCAUAGAAUAUCCUUUCGAUUUGGAACAGAUUAUAUUUAGGAUGGUUGACGUUGGAGGACAGCGAUCUGAACGACGGAAGUGGAUUCAUUGCUUCGAGAAUGUUACAUCUAUUAUGUUCCUCGUAGCUCUCUCAGAAUACGAUCAAGUUCUAGUCGAAUGCGACAACGAGAAUCGCAUGGAAGAGUCAAAGGCGUUGUUUAGAACAAUUAUAACAUAUCCGUGGUUUACAAACUCGUCUGUCAUUCUCUUCCUUAACAAAAAAGACUUAUUGGAAGAGAAAAUAUUAUACUCACACUUAGCAGACUAUUUUCCUGAAUAUGACGGUCCACCGCGAGACCCGAUAGCUGCGCGCGAAUUUAUCUUGAAAAUGUUUGUCGAUUUGAACCCGGACGCCGACAAGAUCAUCUACUCCCAUUUCACCUGCGCAACAGAUACGGAGAACAUCCGUUUCGUGUUCGCUGCUGUUAAGGACACGAUUCUGCAGCAUAAUCUCAAGGAGUAUAAUCUGGUGUAG